Aspergillus saccharolyticus JOP 1030-1 is the source of this 1040-nucleotide messenger RNA. RefSeq names its product hydroxyisourate hydrolase. Gene Ontology annotation, biological process: purine nucleobase metabolic process. The record is from RefSeq and is a predicted model, not a curated record. NCBI's taxonomy places the organism in Eukaryota, Fungi, Ascomycota, Eurotiomycetes, Eurotiales, Aspergillaceae. The transcript has a single exon. Bases 284 to 925 code for a protein of 213 amino acids. Gene Ontology annotation, molecular function: hydroxyisourate hydrolase activity.
ACUGUUGACAUCCUCGAGCGUACUCGGAGAAAACCAGGCUGUGAGGGCCUGGUUGCUGCCUGAGGCUUCCGCAACAGGAAACAAGCUCCUAACUCCACCAACUGGCAGGCUGGUGGCAUCCUCCGGGGUACAUAUCGGUGGUCUCCGAUAGAGCAUCCCAUGCGGGAUCGGAGAUAUGAUUUAAGCUCCCCCUCACCUGCAACUCAAUCAACUCACACAACACUCAAUCACACAACAUCUCUCAAUCCUCCUCUCGAACCUCCGUUAGUACUCCUGUUUGUACAUGGACAGCACCCAAACCACCCCAUUGCCGCCAGCUGGCCCAACCCAAUCACCACGAGACCAACCCACCGAGCGUCUUAACCUCUACCGCAACCAAAUCAUCCCAGCUCAAGCUCAAUCCUCCUCCACCACCACCACCACCUCCUUCUCCUCCUCCCCUCGCAACCCAACCUCACCAACUACCCAGUCCAAAAAUCCAUCAGCAACCAUGUCCCGCGACCCCAUCACCUGCCACGUCCUCAACACCCUCACCGGCACCCCCGCCGCCAACCUCCCCGUCACAUUAACGCUCCUCUCCCCCAGCACAAACACCGAACCCACCGCCACCACCACUACGUUCCACGCAACCACCAACGCAGACGGCCGCGUCGCGAACUGGACGCCAGCGAACGCCUCCUCGCAAUCACAAUCCGUCUCGAGCGUGCUGGCCGCGCUCCCCGCGCCCGACAGCAAGACCAACUGGGCGCUGCGCUUCGAGGUCGGCCCCUGGUUCGAGGCCCAGGGGGUGGAGAGCUUCUGGCCCGAGGUGGAGGUCAAGUUCACGGUUAAGGGGAGGGGGAAGGAGGGGGAGGAGGGAUGGAGACAUUACCAUGUGCCCGUGCUGUUGGGGCCGUGGAAUUAUUCGACUUAUCGGGGUUCAUGAGGGGUAGUAAGUUGUGAAUAAAUUGUGGGUUGAAGAGGGCUGUGUGGUUCUGGAGGAUUGCGUAUGAGUUAUUGGGUAUUUGAGCUUAAUUCAUGAUUGAGAAUUGAGGUUUCGU